ACAAUGACCGUGAAAGUAUAAUACCUUGCCAAUACGGCAUUCAUUUUCAUCUCAUCAUCUCCAUUUCUCACAAAUUCUUACAAUACAGCGAAUUCAUAGCUCGAAUCUAGUUUUCCAAUUUCGAAAUGGACGCAAACACAAAGGUGAAGAAGGGAGCAGGUGGAAGGAAAGGAGGAGGACCAAGGAAGAAAUCCGUGACUAAAUCCGUCAGAGCUGGACUUCAAUUCCCAGUUGGAAGAAUCGGUCGGUUUUUGAAGAAAGGUAGAUAUGCUCAGCGUGUUGGUACCGGUGCUCCUAUUUACCUAGCUGCCGUUCUCGAAUAUCUUGCUGCUGAGGUUCUUGAGUUGGCUGGAAAUGCAGCACGUGACAACAAGAAGAACAGGAUUAGUCCAAGGCAUUUGUUGUUGGCUGUGAGGAAUGAUGUAGAACUUGGAAAAUUGUUGGCUGGUGUUACCAUUGCUCAUGGUGGUGUUCUCCCUAACAUCAACCCAGUGCUAUUGCCCAAGAGAAAUGAAAACGCUGCUAGCACUCCCAAGUCUCCAUCAAAGGCCAAGAAAUCUCCAAAGAAAGCUUAGAUUUAGUUUCUAGAUCUGGUUUGCGACUUGUUGUCGUGUGUAUAUCUUUGGUUAGGUUCUUCUUUUGUUGCAGAAAAAUCACUGCAAUGUAAUUGGGGUCUUAAUUUCACCUCUAGCACAGCAAUCUAUCUAAAAAUAGAAGAUAUUUUCAUUCUA
Lathyrus oleraceus (garden pea) is the source of this 731-nucleotide messenger RNA. RefSeq names its product histone H2A.2-like. Gene Ontology annotation, cellular component: nucleosome. Gene Ontology annotation, molecular function: DNA binding; structural constituent of chromatin; protein heterodimerization activity. Lineage: Eukaryota; Viridiplantae; Streptophyta; Magnoliopsida; Fabales; Fabaceae. The transcript has 2 exons. The coding region runs from base 126 to 575 and encodes 149 amino acids. The record is from RefSeq and is a predicted model, not a curated record.